AGUCUGAUACUUCUGAAAGUGAGAGUGAUGAAACGAUGAGUGAAGAGAUUAGUGAAACUGACAGUCAAAGUGAAGAAAGAGAAAAUAAAUUUUCAUUUUUUCCCAAUGAAGAUCAAGAGGAGUACACCUUCUUUCAGAAAACCUUAACUGCUGUUAAGAAUUGGUUCACUCUCUUUGGUUGGUCUAAGGGACAAAAUCCUGUUUCAGUACCAUAUUCACUGAGACGUGAUGUGUGUAAAGUCCAGGCAACAUCUUCACAAGACAAGGUUUUUAAACAAAACCGUGAGAAAGAUACUAAGACUCUUUAUGACAUGUUAUUCCAUUUGAGUGGACAAUUGUUACCAGACAUUACAUCAAGCCAAGCAUUGGUCCUUGAUCCAACUGAACGAAUGUUACAACUCCACUGCCAGCACUCUACAUUGCUUGCUUUCCUUAAAUGCCAAGGAGCAUAUCUUCCUCAUGUUAUGCCAGAAUUUCUGCUUGAACCUGAUGAUUAUAAGAAAUGGAUUGAAGUACAGCAAGCUCUACAGAAGGGUUAUAUGUCCGAGUUGAAAAUAGAUGAGGAAACCUCAGAGAUCUACAGUAACAAGCAUUUAUUAAUUCUGAAGGACAGUGUAUUUGAGGCAAUGAGCAAACGAGCUUGGACAGAUGUGCUGCUGCAAAUAUACAAGGUGUUUGUUCUUCCACAUGUUUUUUCGCGCAGUGUCACUGAUCAAUUCAGCUUGGAAAAUGUGCAGAACAUGCCAAGAAUAAAAUCAGAACCAUUAUCCAGUAAUAUAUAUUCUCCAUAUGAACGAACCAUCCUCACCUGGUUGAAUAAACAUUAUGAGAAGAAUCGAAAAACUGUGUGGAAAGACUGCCAAAAAG
This is a messenger RNA of Nestor notabilis (Kea), 867 nucleotides long. It is a transcript of the gene CFAP47, whose product is annotated as calponin homology domain containing 2. The annotation marks the transcript as partial. The transcript has 5 exons. The record is from RefSeq and is a predicted model, not a curated record. NCBI's taxonomy places the organism in Eukaryota, Metazoa, Chordata, Aves, Psittaciformes, Psittacidae.